This is a messenger RNA of Cryptosporidium ubiquitum, 591 nucleotides long. RefSeq names its product Ubc1p like ubiquitin-conjugating enzyme. The record is from RefSeq and is a predicted model, not a curated record. Gene Ontology annotation, biological process: protein polyubiquitination; proteasome-mediated ubiquitin-dependent protein catabolic process. Gene Ontology annotation, molecular function: ubiquitin conjugating enzyme activity; protein binding. Lineage: Eukaryota; Apicomplexa; Conoidasida; Eucoccidiorida; Cryptosporidiidae. The transcript has 2 exons. Bases 1 to 591 code for a protein of 196 amino acids. Gene Ontology annotation, cellular component: nucleus.
AUGGGAGAUAACAGAAGAAUGACUUUGCUUAGAGGCCUCCAAGUAUUUACAGAUGAGCUUGAGGAAGAUAAACAAGUUGGAAUAAAGCUCAUUGGUAAUAAAACUGAUAACUUUUUGGGUAUCAUUAGAGGUCCAGUAGGAACACCAUAUGAGGGGGGAGUAUUUCAACUCGAUAUAAUUGUUCCAAAAGAAUAUCCAUAUGAACCCCCAAAAGUCAAAUUUAUUACAAAAAUUUGGCAUCCAAACAUUUCUAGUCAAACUGGAGCUAUUUGCCUAGAUAUUUUAAAAGAUGCCUGGAGUCCUGCAUUGACUCUUAGAACCGUAAUGCUUUCCAUCCAAGCAUUACUCUCUUCUCCUGAACCUAACGAUCCUCAAGAUGCACUAGUUGCAUCUCUAUACAAAAAUGAUUAUUCGAAAUAUAUUGAAACUGCCAAAAAUUGGACUCAAAUGUACGCAAAACCAACGUCAAAAGAAGAAAAGGUUAAAAGAUUCCUCGAUAUGGGAUUUAACCGUGAUUCUAUAAUAACGGCACUAGAAAGAAAUAAUUGGGAUGAAAAUUUCGCUCUAAAUGAGUUAUUAUCUGAAAACUAA